This is a messenger RNA of Salarias fasciatus (jewelled blenny), 3718 nucleotides long. It is a transcript of the gene hephl1b, whose product is annotated as hephaestin-like 1b. Gene Ontology annotation, cellular component: plasma membrane. Gene Ontology annotation, biological process: iron ion transport. Gene Ontology annotation, molecular function: oxidoreductase activity; copper ion binding. The transcript is spliced from 20 exons. Lineage: Eukaryota; Metazoa; Chordata; Actinopteri; Blenniiformes; Blenniidae. The coding region runs from base 161 to 3472 and encodes 1103 amino acids. The record is from RefSeq and is a predicted model, not a curated record.
CGGACUGUUUUCCUCCUCAGGGUUUCGUAAGAGGCGCACUGCAAACGCACGUACGGGCGUUCUCACAUGGAAGAGGAACUGGUGGAGAUUUCCGCUCUUUCCGCCUUUUGAACCAGAGAAGCCGCAAAACGGCGCGACCAGCAGCAGCGGCAGCAGCAGCAUGUUCUCCGCUCGGACUUUGGGGCAGUUUGCUGCGUGUUUGUUGGUUCUUCUUCUCUCCUCCGCCUCGGAGGGGACGCGCAGCAGGGAGAGGGUUUACUACGUGGGGAUCACAGAGGACUGGUGGGAUUACGCUCCAAGUGGAAAAAACCUGCUGAACGGCAAGGCAAUCGAAGACGAUGAGCAUGCAUCUAUAUUCCUGGAGAAAGGGCCCCGCUCUAUUGGCAGCGUUUACAAGAAGGCGAUGUAUCGACAGUACACAGACGGUACCUACAGCAGCCUGUCUCCGCGGCCUGAGUGGCUGGGCUUCCUGGGACCGAUCCUGCGGGCAGAGGUCGAUGAAACCAUUGUGGUCCACCUUAAGAAUUUCGCAUCCAGGAACUACUCUGUGCACCCUCAUGGAGUUUUCUAUGAGAAAAAUGCCGAAGGCGCGCUCUAUCCAGAUGGGACAUCAGACAGUCUGAAGAGGGACGACGCCGUGCCUCCGGGAGGCAGUUACACCUACCGCUGGGAGGUCAGACCGGAAUUUGCGCCCACUGAUGAUGAUGCCAACUGCCUGACCUGGGUGUACCACUCUCACUUUGAUGCCCCAAGAGACAUUGCUUCUGGACUUAUUGGAGCGCUGCUCACAUGCAAGAAAGGGAUCCUGAAGACGGCUAAAGAAACAGUCCCGUCACAGCCGGAGUCGGCCCGCAAUGACGUGGACCAGGAUGUCUUCCUGAUGUUCAAUGUGGUGGAUGAAAACCUGAGCUGGUACCUGGACGACAAUAUUGAGAAUUGUUCUGAUUCCGCUGGAAUCGACCCAGACGACCCGGACUUUCACGAGUCAAACCUUAUGCAUGCCAUUAAUGGGUACUUGUUUGGUAAUCUGCCCGGAAUACAGUUGUGCCAGAACCGUGCAGUAGCCUGGCAUUUGUUUGGCAUGGGUAACGAGGUAGACAUUCAUUCUGCCUUUUUCCAUGGGAAUACUCUCCUGGACCGUGGCCACCGCACUGACGUCCUCAGCCUGUUCCCUGCCACGUUUGCUACAGCUGAGAUGAUUCCAAAAGCGGGCGGAAAGUGGCUUUUGACCUGCCAGGUUAAUGACCACUUGCAGGCUGGGAUGCAGGCCUUUUAUGAGGUGAAAUCAUGUGACGCUGAGGCCAGCAGCAAACCGCUGGGCGGUGUUGUGCGGGACUACUACCUGGCAGCCGAGAGAGUUCUGUGGAACUAUGCUCCCUCAGACAUGGACCUGAUAAACAACGUAUCGCUAACUGAGGCAGACAGAGAUUCAGAGGCUUUUUUCGGAAGAGGCGAAGGAAGAAUUGGGGGCAGCUACUUCAAAGUGAUAUACAAAGAGUACACAGAUGAUACCUUCACUACUCAAAAGCCUCGUUCUGAACACUUGGGCAUCUUGGGUCCAGUCCUGAGAGCAGAGGAAGGAGACACCCUCAGAAUAACAUUUCUGAACAUGGCUGACAGGAAUUAUAGUAUCCAGCCGCAUGGGCUGCACUAUGACAAACAUUUCCAGGGAAGCAGCUACAAAGACGGUGUUGUCAAACCAGGCUCCCACGUUGGUCCGGGUGAGAACUUCACCUACGUCUGGCAGGUGCUGGACGGCCCUUCGGCUUCUGAUUCUCCCUGCAUCCCCUAUCUGUACUACUCGGCCACUGAUCCCAUCAAGGACACCAACUCCGGAUUAGUUGGACCUCUGCUUGUGUGUAAAAAAGGAGCGCUGUCGGUGAAGGGAACCCAGAAAGGCGUGGAUAAGGAGUUCUUCCUUCUUUUUUCUGUGAUGGAUGAAAACUCGAGCUGGUAUUUAGAUGAAAAUGUUGAAAAAUUUGGCAAUAAUGAGACAAAUGCAGAGAGCGAGAGCUUUGAGGAGAGCAACAACAUGCAUGCUGUGAAUGGACGCAUGUAUGGGAACCUUCAUGGACUGGAGAUGUGUGCCGGAGACAGAGUCAGUUGGUACACCUUCGGGUUAGGCACUGAAGUGGACAUCCACGGUAUUUAUUUUGAAGGCAACACUUUCAAGAAGCAGAGCACAACGCGCGACACUGUCAAUCUCUUCCCUCAUACCACGGCCUACGUCGCCAUGCAGCCUGACGUCGUUGGUGUGCACGAGGUGAGCUGCAGAGUAACAGACCACUACUCAGCCGGCAUGAGGCAGAUUUACAGGGUGAACCACUGCCCACACAAAAAAGUGAAGCACACGCAAACACAGCCGACUAAAAUUGUGCAGUAUUUCAUCAGCGCUGAUGAAGUGGAGUGGGACUACUCACCUGAGAGAGACUGGGAGUUUGAGAAACACCACGUCACAUCAGAGGACAGUCCAGGCAGCAUAUUUGUGGAAAAAGGGACCAAUCGGAUUGGCUCUCGUUAUAAGAAGGUGGUGUAUAGAGAAUACACUGACGACUCCUUCACAGUUCAGAAGGAUCGACAGCCCAAUCAGCAACAUUUAGGAGUUAUGGGUCCAAUAAUCAAAGCAGAAGUGGGAGAACAAAUCGUGAUCACAUUCAAGAACAGAGCCAGCCGACCGUACUCAAUCACUGCGCAUGGAGUAAAGGCCAGCGGGGCGCACGUUCCUGUUAAACCUGGUCACAUUCUUGAGUUGACUUGGGACGUUCCUGAGAGCUCUGGUCCAGGGAUCACUGAUCCCAACUGCAUCUCUUAUGCAUACUUCUCCACUGUUGAUUUCAUCAAGGAUCUGUACAGUGGACUUCUGGGGCCUCUGGUGAUCUGCAGACCAGGGACUCUGAAGCGUGGCCAGGGGUCCGACAGACAAAGAAGUGAUGUGGAAAAUGAGUUUGCUCUGCUCUUCAUGGUGUAUGAUGAAAACCAGUCCUGGUACAUGGAAGAAAAUAUCAGAACGUACCUUGGCGUCGAUCCUGCAACAUUCGAGCCAGAUGAAGGCUUUGAGGAGAGCAACCUCAUGCACGGAAUCAAUGGCAAGCUGUAUGGAAACCUCCACGGGCUGCUGAUGACUCAGGGCCAGAAGGUUGACUGGUAUCUGCUGGGGAUGGGCAACGAAGUGGACAUGCAUACUGUUCAUUUCCACGCUGAGACUUUCACCUACAAGACGGACCGUGUGCAUCGUGCAGAUGUCUUUGAUCUGUUCCCGGGGACUUUCCAAACAGUUGAAAUGGUGGCAGGAAAUCCAGGGACGUGGUUACUUCACUGUCACGUGACGGACCACAUCCACGCUGGCAUGGAGACGACUUUCACCAUCAAAGAGAGGUCCUCAAAUGCUGCAAUAUCUAGAACUGGAGCCUCCCUUAAGAUGGUCCUGUUCUCACUAGCCCUCGCCCUGCUGGCUGGCUGUCGAACACACUGAUGAGGGAUUCUGACAGUGGUUGUGAAUGUGUUUAAAACCAACUGUGGCCAUUUUUGCACUUAGAAAAAAAAUCCAGGGAAAAAAAAAGUCACAGUAGCUUUUACUGAAGACUGUGUGUAGAUAUUAAAGGGGCUGUAUCAUGCAAAAUUCACUUUUUGUAUGUUUUAACCUUGUUAUAUAGUUAUGUACCCACCAAAAACACCCCCAAAGCAUUUUUUUCCUCCGUGCCUGUGUGUUUGAGCUUUC